AUUCGAUCAAUCGUGUCAGAAAGCGUAGAACGAUCUGCCGCUGAAAUAGCAACGAACGCCGCCCGGGCUGCUGUCCAAGCUAUGACUUCGUCGACCGCACAAAGCCAUCCAGCCGUUCUAACAGAAAUCCCGAGUGCUUCCUCCGAUGUUCUUCGUAGUCAACCGUGCGCAGUUCCAGGUGUUAGUACACUUGAUCUAACACAGUUUGCUCAAGCGGAACCAGCCACCCCGUAUGGACAGGGCGCGCAUGAUAUCCCAGCUUCCUACGUGAAACAGUUUCAGUCUGGUGAGUUUUUGACUUAUCAAAACUUUUACCCAUUAGCUUGCCCACUGCCGCCGAUGACGGUUCAGUCGUCUUUACGUUUAAAAAGUCGUCUCCAGGAACUCAAAAAAUCACUAGCAUCGAACAAUGGACGACUGCGUUUACCAGUUAUAUGAGCGCCCUUACGCACAAGUUUCCCACCAGAUCUCGAGAUUUACUCCAGUGUCUGUCACUGAUUCGUCACGCAGCACAAACACACCGAGGGCUUGGGUGGUGCGUCUACGAUCACAAAUUUCGUUUGGCCUUUUUGGAUUUCUUCGUCUAGACGAACUGACAUGUAACACUAAAUUCUACUCCGAUGUCCAUCUCAUGCUUGACAACCUUUAUUUUGCUCCAGGGGUGGGUCAAGGCAACCCCGAAUUCAUGACAGUGGAAAUCAAAGUCUCCAAAACAGACCCAUUCCGUUUGGGUCAAACAAUCAAAGUUCGCGCAUCCAACUCGCCCCUAUGUCCUGUUUUGGCAAUGAAGAAGUACCUCUUGGUUAGAAAAAUAACGGGUGGUCCACUCUUUGUUCAUGUUUUUGGAAAACCUCUUACCAAACAAACUUUAACGGCUGAGACUCGGAUUUUAUUAAAUUAA
This is a messenger RNA of Paramuricea clavata, 901 nucleotides long. Lineage: Eukaryota; Metazoa; Cnidaria; Anthozoa; Malacalcyonacea; Plexauridae. The record is from the annotation of a GenBank genome assembly.